Molecule: messenger RNA, 1659 nt
Organism: Eutrema salsugineum
Lineage: Eukaryota; Viridiplantae; Streptophyta; Magnoliopsida; Brassicales; Brassicaceae
Product: arogenate dehydratase 4, chloroplastic
Exons: 1
Coding region: 190-1464 (424 amino acids)
Biological process (GO): L-phenylalanine biosynthetic process
Cellular component (GO): chloroplast; cytoplasm
Molecular function (GO): prephenate dehydratase activity; arogenate dehydratase activity
Source: RefSeq, a predicted model, not a curated record
ACCCCAAUUUUUCUACCUAACCGUUAUCUAGUGUAUAUAAGACCAUUCAUCUUCUCCAUUACUCACUCUCUCAGCUUGAGCUUCUCUCUCAAACGAAAGAACUCAAAGCUUCAAACUUUAAAAAAAAAAAAAUCUACAACGCCGCCGUUUUACUCUUAACUCCUUUUUAUUCUUACCAUUAUUACCAAAAUGCAAGCCGCUUCGUCGUGUGAUCUCAAGUUCCGAUCAACAGAUCCAACGACUAGGACUGCGCGUUACUCCCACGCGAUGCCAAAGCGCGUUGCUGUUCAGUGCGGUUACAGGUCGGAGUCGUUUAGCUUCCCUAACGGCGUCUCCGUUAGCCGAGCAGAUUGGCAGAACUCAUGCGCCAUUUUAUCAAGUAAAGUCGCUUCUGUUGAAGAUCACGGCGGUUUAGCUGACAAGAUCGCCGUCGUCAACGGUCACAAGAAUGGCUCCGUCGAUCUCAGCCUUGUUCCAGUCGAGACCACCAAGGGAAAAUUAACUCCGGUUCAGCCUCUGACGAUCACCGAUCUAUCUCCGGCACCGUUACACGGAUCUAGCAUCCGUGUAGCUUAUCAAGGAGUUCCUGGAGCGUAUUCGGAGGCAGCCGCCGGAAAAGCAUAUCCGAACUGUGAAGCCAUUCCGUGUGACCAAUUCGACGUUGCUUUUCAGGCGGUGGAGCUUUGGAUCGCUGAUAGAGCCGUUCUUCCUGUGGAGAAUUCGCUUGGUGGUUCGAUUCACCGAAACUACGAUCUCCUCCUCCGUCACCGUCUCCAUAUUGUCGGUGAGGUCCAGUUUCCAGUCCACCAUUGUCUCCUAGCACUCCCAGGAGUCCGAAAAGACUGUAUUUCGCGGGUGAUUUCUCACCCGCAAGCGCUUGCUCAGACGGAACAUUCCCUUAACAACCUCACCCCACACGCGGCGCGUGAGGCUUUUCACGACACGGCGGCUGCUGCAGAGUAUAUUGCUGCUAACAACCUCCAUGACACGGCAGCAGUAGCGAGUGCACGCGCGGCUGAGCUCUAUAAUCUUCAGAUUUUAGCGGACGGGAUCCAAGACGAUGCGGGAAAUGUCACUCGCUUCCUUAUGCUAGCGCGUGAGCCUAUAAUUCCACGAACAGACCGGCCAUUCAAGACGAGCAUUGUCUUUGCGGCGCAGGAGCACAAAGGAACCAGCGUCCUCUUCAAGGUCCUCUCGGCCUUUGCUUUCCGAAACAUCAGCCUUACGAAGAUCGAGUCACGGCCUCACCACAACCGCCCACUUAGAGUGGUGGGCGACGGCAGCUUCGGGACGGCGAAGAACUUUGAGUACAUGUUUUAUGUUGAUUUCGAGGCGUCGAUGGCAGAGACGCGUGCACAAAACGCGCUUUCGGAGGUUCAAGAGUACACGUCGUUUCUAAGGGUGCUCGGAAGUUACCCCAUGGAUAUGACGCCAUGGACCAUGUCACCCACCGUAGAUGCAUGACCCAUCGAACAAAAAGUAAACGCACCAAUAAGUUUAUUAAAUUGUAAUGCUUUUUUUGUGAAAGAUUGUAAUAUAAAAUGUAAAGCUCGUUAUUCACGUGGGAUUAGGAGAAAACAAAUUAUUUUAUUCUAAUCUUAUUGUUAUUAGAUCAGAUAUCUUACUUACUAGUAAUGAAAAUUGUGAUUGAUUCGCAGA